GAUCAUGCUCAAUUAAAGCAAGAUUGUUCAAAGCAGGUAUGAGAGAGAGACGUGGAGGAACAUGAAACCCAUGGUACAGCGGAAACAGAAAGGAAGGAGCCAGGCAGGUGGUGCUGAGACGGGGGGGACAAACCUUUCCCAGAGGAGUAAGAAACCAACUCAUUCCAAGUGGAGUAAAUGGGAGUUGCUGGCUAUGAUUGUCCCCGUCCUCCUUCUGCUUUACAUCUUGCUGUGCUAUGAGAACUUCCAUUUCCACGUGGCUCAUAUGUAUGCUCACCUGGGGUACCCCAAUGCCCAACACAUUGUGGGGCAGAGAUAUCUGCAAGGAACUGGUGUGGAAAAGAAUGAGGAGAUGGCCAUGCAUUGGUUCAGGGAAGCUGCAGAGCAGGGCCACCCCCACUCCUCCUUUAACCUGGCUGUGGGAAAGCUGAAAAACAUGACCAUGUCACUUGACAAAGGGGAAGUGGAAAAUCUCCUCAGUGUGGCUGCAGGUCAUGGGCUCCAAGAAGCUCAGGAACUUUUAGACAUCAUCAUCAGGAACAGAAAUCUUCCUUGAUGGACCCCAAAAGAGAUGGCAGCACUCUCACCUUUCUACUCUUUUUAUUUGGCUACUGUAGCACAUCUUUUCUUCUUUGUCUUUGAUCAAUUUCUGGUCAUUUACUUUUAGAAACCUUAGAUGAGACACUGCAUUUGUCUUGCACUGGAUCACUGUACUUAGAAUGAAUGGCAUUUUGUAUUGUAUGAUGCAGGAAGAAAUACCAUUAUAUUCAGCCAUCUUGAUUUAACAUGACAGAACUUUGUCUUGAAUCCAACUUGAUCACCACUCAGCACAAAUUUGCUCAUACCUCAGUCUUACAACAAGCUGCUAUUCAAUUUUAUCAUAGUACAAAGAGUGCUCUGGGGAUGGGGAAAGGUAAUAGAAGUGAUCAGCAUAUAAAUAGCUUUCCUUUUGUUUGUAGCUCACUACAUUUGUACAGUGCUAGUGUCAUUCGCUUGCAAGUAGCUAGGAGCAGCUUACAUGCCAUGUGCGUGAACAGCCCAGGAGUGCGGG
Molecule: messenger RNA, 1051 nt
Organism: Malaclemys terrapin pileata
Lineage: Eukaryota; Metazoa; Chordata; Testudines; Emydidae
Product: secretory immunoglobulin A-binding protein EsiB-like
Exons: 5
Coding region: 62-556 (164 amino acids)
Molecular function (GO): protein binding
Source: RefSeq, a predicted model, not a curated record